AUGGGAUACAAGGCCUUUCCAGCUCGCGGUGUGGUGUUCUUACUGGGAGUCUUUAUUUUUUCGCAGCAGACAAUCGCUGGAGAUUUGUCUUAUUCUGUCCCAGAAGAGAUGAAACGCGGCUCAGUGUUUGGAAAUAUAGUAAAAGACAUUGGACUGGACGUGAGCAGACUGUCUGCGAGGAAGCCUCGCAUCGAUGCAGACGGAAACGUAAAGCGGUAUUGUGAGAUUAAUCCUAACAAUGGAGAUAUCGUCGUUGCUGAUAGAAUUGACAGAGAGGUGCUUUGUGGCAAAAAGGCUUCCUGCCUUUUAAAGCAGGAGCUCGUACUAGAACAUCCUUUAGAACUACACCGCAUCAACGUCCUUGUCCAAGAUAUCAAUGAUAAUUCACCGCAGUUUAAGAAGAAUAUGAUCAAAUUUGAAAUUCGCGAAUCAGCCUCCAAGGGGAGUCGCUAUCGAUUAGAUGAGGCCUACGAUGCAGACGUUGGUCAGAAUACUGUCCAGGAUUAUAAUAUUGAUGCAAAUGAAAAUUUCAAUUUGAAUGUAGUUGCGAAAAGUGGUGGAGGGAAAUACGGUGAAUUAGUUUUAGAGAAGGAACUGGACAGAGAACACCAGCAAGAGUUAACGAUUCUGCUUACAGCAACUGACGGGGGUUCACCCCAGAGAACAGGCACGACCGUCAUACACGUCACUGUGCUGGAUGCAAACGAUAACGCCCCAGUGUUCAGCCAGGCCGUUUAUAAAUCCAGUGUGGCCGAAAACUCUCCGGUAGACACUGUAGUGGUCACUGUAAGUGCGACUGAUGCAGAUGAGGGAGUGAAUGGAGACGUAAUGUAUGAAUUCGAUCACAUUACUGAUGAGACUAGUAACGUGUUUUCUGUUGAUCCGAAAACAGGUGAAGUGAAAAUUAGUGGACCGAUAGACUACGAGGAAACAACUGUGUUUGAAAUGCAAAUCACAGCUAAAGAUGGACUCGGGUUAGUUUCAUCUUGUACGUUAAUAGUUGAUAUUGUAGACGUGAACGAUAACGCCCCUACUAUCUUCAUUAAAUCACUGACAAACCCAGUACCAGAAGACAUCUCACCUGGUACAGAGGUGGGCAUCAUUAAUGUUCAGGACAGAGACUCUGACACAAACGGACAGAUCCGCUGCUCAGUCCAACAAAAUGCUCCAUUUAAACUAGUUCCUUCCAUUAAAAACUAUUAUUCUCUGGUGACCACAGGACAACUGGACCGUGAACUAGUGUCUGAUUACAACAUUACAGUCAGUGCUACUGACGAGGGCUCUCCUCCUCUGUCCUCCUCUAAAACUGUUCACUUAUCUGUAGCUGACAUCAACGACAACCCACCUGUGUUUGAGGAACAGUCCUACAGCGCAUAUGUGACUGAAAAUAACAAACCUGGCUCCACUUUAUGUUCAGUUACUGCUCGAGACCCUGACUGGAGACAGAACGGUACAGUGAUUUAUUCUCUGUUACCUGGUGAAGUGAACGGUGCCUCAGUCUCCUCCUACCUGUCAGUUAACGGAGACACAGGUGUGAUCCACGCUGUGAGGUCAUUUGACUAUGAACAGUUUAAGAACUUUAAAGUCAACGUCAUGGCCAGAGACAACGGUUCUCCUCCACUGAGCAGCAACGUGACUAUAGAAACUCCUUCAUGA
Molecule: messenger RNA, 1656 nt
Organism: Cynoglossus semilaevis (tongue sole)
Lineage: Eukaryota; Metazoa; Chordata; Actinopteri; Pleuronectiformes; Cynoglossidae
Product: protocadherin gamma-A11-like
Exons: 2
Coding region: 1-1656 (551 amino acids)
Biological process (GO): homophilic cell-cell adhesion
Cellular component (GO): plasma membrane
Molecular function (GO): calcium ion binding
Source: RefSeq, a predicted model, not a curated record